AUGGCGACAACAUUACAGAAUGGCGAUGCGAAAGAUGGCACCAAUGGCGACACUAGUGGCCCCAAGCUGACGAGGUUCUCUAACGUACCCGCGUCGAUUGAGGUCCCAGUGCAAGGUGACCAAGACGACGAAGCCGUCGAAAUCGAUCUCGAGGACCUUGGCGAUGACCCCACUGAGCUCUGCACGCUGUUUGAAAACGAACGAGCCGCGAAGCCCUACUGGAUGGCUGUGGCGCUUGCCUACGCCAAGCAGGGGAAAGUUGAUCAUGCCAUCGAGAUGCUGCAUCGUGGCAGCGUCGCCAUCCAGUCGAGCAUUGCAGCCCAAAAUGGAAACACGGGCCAACGCGACAAGGUCAGCAUGAUUUGCUGCCUGUGUUGGAUGUAUCUGUGGAAGAGUCGCGAGGCUCCUCGUGUCGCACCGGAAGGGACGCGGGUUUCAGAGGCCAAGACCAAGGACUACUACCUUCAACUGGCGACCUCCUCCUUGAACGACGCUGCCCGCCUCAAUCCUUCGUUUUCACCCAUGUAUCUCGCUCGAGGCGUCCUCCUCCUCCUAAGGGCUUCGCUCCAAGCCCCUCCCAAAACCGCUGGUGGCACAGGGUCAGAGAAGUUCGAACUGCUCAAGACGGCCGUCAAGGCCUUUGAAGAUGCGCUUCGUGUCUCGCAAGGCAAAAAUAUGCUUGCUUUGAUGGGGAAGGCACGUGCUCUCUAUUCGAUGCAAAAGUUCGCGGAUUCAUUGGCGAUAUACCAAGAUGUCCUACACAAAAUGCCCGACUUGAUCGAUCCUGACCCGCGCAUUGGUAUUGGAUGCUGUUUCUGGCAGCUUGGGUUCAAAGAUGAUGCCAAGGUUGCAUGGGAGAGAAGCCUGGAGCUCAAUCCGAACUCGAAGGUCGCCAACAUUCUGCUAGGGCAAUCGUAUCUUGAUGCCAGCGGUCACGUUCCAGUCAACAGCGAUGAGUUUCUGAAGCUUUACAAGAAGGCCAUGACUGAAUUCACCCAGAAGGCCUUCAAGCUAGACAAGGACCUUCCGCUCACAUGCUCGACCUUCGCGGGGUAUUUUCUUUCCAGGAAGGCUUGGGACAAUGCUGAGAAGCUUGCCCACAAGGCCAUUCAGUUCACAGAUGUCAAUGCCAUUGCCAGUGACGGCUGGUAUCUUUUAGCCCGCAAGGAGCACUAUGCUGGCAACACAGAAAAGGCCAGCGACUUCUACCGCCGUGCUGACGACGCCCGUGGUGGUGCAGAUACAGGCUAUCUCCCCGCCAAAUUCGGUGUAGCACAGCUGUCUGUGCUGAAAAAUGAACUGGGAGAAGCCAAGUUGCGCCUCGAAAAAAUGAUUCAGCAGUCGAAAAAUUACGAGGCAAUGAUACUGCUUGGAACAUUGUAUGCCGAGGAAAUCUUCGCCAGCCAAGACAGUGACAGCAAAGAGGACAAAGGCCCAGAAAUCAAGAAGGCAUUUUCCUUACUUGAAGGGGUCCGAAAUGCUUGGAAAGAUCCAAAAAAGAACUUAUCGCCCGAUGCCUCUGUCUUGCUGAAUCUGGCUCGCCUAUAUGAAUCAGAGAACCCCGAGAAGGCCCUCCAGUGUCUUCAGCAAGUGGAGCAGCUGGAGCUUGACCAAAUUCCAGAUUCAGAGUACCCGAAGGAUAUCACCGACGAGAACGAGAUUCGCUCUUCACUUCGAAAGUUUCUCCCCCCUCAGCUUCUAAAUAACAUCGGUUGCUUCCAUUCUCAGGCAGAGAAGCAUGAGCAAGCCAGUGAAAUGUUUGAGGCAGCUUUAGAGGCCUGUGUUCUAAUUGGCGAAAGAGAUUCGACUGCGGAUACAGAUGGGUUGGUCUCCACAAUUAGUUUUAACUUGGCCAGGAGCUAUGAAUCAAGGGGGAUGACAGACAAGGCUAUUGAAGUCUACAACGGGCUGCUCGCCAGGCAUGACGACUACACCGAUGCCCGUGUCAGGCUUGCCUACAUUAAGCUGCGCAAGAAUCCAAACAAGGAGGGCCCGGACGCGGUUGCGAAACUCUAUCAAGAGAAUACAUCCGAUUUGGAAGUCCGAGCACUCUUCGGGUGGUAUCUUGGCAAAGUCCAUUCAAGGAAACGGCCAGCCAACAUUAACGAAGAUAACGAGUUCAGACACUACAAACAUACACUGCAGAAUUAUGAUAAGCACGAUCGCUACGCUCUUGUUGGCAUGGGUAACCUGUACCUGAUGCAGGCAAGAGAAAUGAGGCGAGAGACGGAUCCAGAAAAGCAAAAACGCAGUACGGUGUACGGCAAAGCUGUCGAAUUCUUCGAAAAGGCGCUAUCACUUGACCCCAAGAACGCGUAUGCCGCCCAAGGCAUUGCGAUUGCUAUGAUCGAGGACAAGAAAGACCACAAAACAGCUCUGUCGAUACUGCACAAAGUCCGCGAUACCGUGCAAGAUUCUCAUAUUUUUGUCAACCUUGGGCACACAUAUGCUGAGCUCCGACAGUAUACCAAGGCCAUCGAACACUACGAGAUUGCCCUGACCAGAGAUGGAAAGGGGAAUGACCCUGUUAUCCUUGCAUGCCUUGGCAGAACUUGGUUGAAUAGGGCCAGGACCGAGCGUGAGAUCGAAUUCUAUGACAAGGCACUCGAAUGUGCGAAGAAGGCAUUGGAAGCGGCGCCUGAUCAGGUUCACGCAAAAUUCAACGUGGCGUUCGUGCAGAUCCAACUCGUAAGCGCCAUCUACGGCUUGGCAGAGAAUCGCAAGACAUCGGCGCAGCUCGAAAAGGCGACAGAAGGUCUGGAGGCUGCCAUCGAAACGUUGGAUGAAAUUGCAGCCCACCCACAACCACCUUACCCCAAACAUGAUCUGGAACAGAGAGCUAGCAUGGCCCGAAACACCUUGCGAAAGCAAAUGGAACGAUCAACUCUCCAACAGAAGGAAUGGGAGGAGAAGAACAGGGAAAAGAUCGAGCUGGCUCAGAAGCAAAGACAGGCCGAAAUGCAAAAGCGUGAGGAGGAGCGUCAGAAAGCCCUUGACCAGGAGCGAGAGCGACAGGACAAGAUUCGCAGAGAGCGCGAAGAGAUUCAGGCCAAGGACCGAGAGCGUGCUGAGGAACGCGAGCGGGAGAGGAAGGAGGAAGAAGAACGCAAGCAGGCAGACUUGACAACGGACGAGGAGGGUGAAAAGGUGAAGAGGAAGCGAAAGGCCGCCCCACGCUCUGCCGAGGAUAGACCAAAACGCCCAAGGAAGAAGAAGUCACGGGCCGAUGGGUCUGGUGAUGAGGAUGACAACGCUGACGAGGCCCCUCGCACAAAGAAGAAGCGCCGUCUCACGAAGAGGGACGACCCGAAGGCCAAGUCCGACGCGAUUAUUUAUGACAGCGAUGAGGAGGCAAACUACGAUGCUCCGGACGCCCUCGAGGAGGCUGAGAGGAACCUCAACAGGGAUGAAACACCACUCUCCGAGCUCGAGGAGAUGGAUGUUGACGAGGCAGGCAAGGACGACGAUGAAGACGGUGAGGAGGCAGCUCCUCGUCAGCACAAGAGAACACGCAGGGGGCGCAUCAUUGAUGAUGAUGACGAGGACGAGGAUGAAGAAGCUGCUGCUGCUGACACAAGCAUGAAGGAGGUCGAGGAGGACGACGAGUAG
This is a messenger RNA of Clonostachys solani, 3609 nucleotides long. Lineage: Eukaryota; Fungi; Ascomycota; Sordariomycetes; Hypocreales; Bionectriaceae. The record is from the annotation of a GenBank genome assembly.